AUGGACUGGAUUGACCGCCAUAUCUUCAGGUCCCUGAUAGCGGGCAUAUACCGAAACGGAGCGCAGAUGUCGGAGAAGGACAACGAAAACGAAAAGGAGAAGGAGAGCGAGUGUUUCAUCAACAUCAUCAAGUUCCUCAUCCUCGGCAACCAAGAGGGGAGCGUGGAGUUCUGCUCCCUGCUCUUCACGCACCUGUCCACGCCCGGUUCAUGCGGAGACAAGCUGGGCGCCAUAUCGGCGCUCUCCACGCUAAUCCGUGUGGAGCCUUUUCGCACACUGUUCAUUCAGUACGGUGGCGGUAGCAUCUUGUUGGACCUCUACUUCAAGGCGUCCUACGAGCUGCAUGGCGAUCAGGCCACUCGAGGACUGGGCAAGAUAUUCAACAAAGUGGUCCGAUCGGUUGGCGGCGCCACACCCCGAUCCGGUCGCAUCGAUUCAGAGGACAAAUUCUCUCCCGCGUCGCCUGUGGUAGCCAAGAAGCCGGGCAUUCUGAAGCAGCUCCGGUCCGCCUCGUCACUGAGCGACGAGGGCGGGGGUAGCGGCAAGGACGCGGAUUGGCGAAACACGAUCAGCUUUCCCAAGAGGCCCAGCCGCGACUCCGUCGUUCCGGGCAGCCCGGGCCGCAGCUCGCUCACCCGUACCGAAGGAGAACGUGUGGCGGGCGAGCCCAGGCGUCGGGCCUUCUCGGGCAACCGCGCGACGAUGGCCUUCCCCAACCCGACAUCGUCCAGCCCGCAGGGAAGCAAGAUCGACGAGCGACCAGCGCCACUGGACCUCAAGUCGCGGCCGCGUAUGCUGGUCAAGGGGGACCGCGUCUCGUCCAGCCCGUCCAUGUCCAACGCACCGCCACAGGCGUCUUCCCCGCCGCCGGCUUCGCAACCGCCCGCCGCCGCCGCCACAACAUCGGCCGCCAACAAACGGCGGACGAUGCAAAUCGUCGGCGGUAAUCUUAUCGAUUGGAAAAACACGCCCGAACCGACCACCCAAGCGCCGCUCAGUGCCAAAAGCAGCGGCGGGGCGGCCAAGAAAGUACCGCAGCUUAAGCUGCCGGGCAAGAACGACCGACAGUCGAGCAUGUUGCGCAGCCGCUCCUCCCGCCGCAUAUCCAAGUACGUCGGGUCGAUGGCCAUGGGGUCGGCCCGCGAAUCUCGAUCGGAGAUCGACUCGCUCGGCCCGGCCUACUCUGUCAACUCGGCGCGAGGCCUGCAAUCGGGCGACGAGGAGGAAGCACCACAGUCGGGCAUGGAGGAAAUGAGGAGUCUGGCGAACAAGCUCGGCGAAGCCUUCCUUGCGGCCGAUUUGACCGCUCUGACGGCGUACAAGGAGAACGACACGGGCUUCAUGACGGCGAGGAAGAAGGCCAGCGCACAGCUCGACUCUACCGAGGCACGUUUCCUCCUUGGGUCCUGGUCGAAUCGUUCGUACCCCGCCCUCUCUAUACUCAUCAACUCGCACUCUCGCCCAACGCAGAAGGAGAGAAAGGAGUUGGCUGAGCUCACCGCCCAAUUGCAAGAGCUAAAGUCGCUUGCGUGCUACAAGGUCAAGGUUCGCAUUCUCCACGUGCUGGCGACUCUCUCCACCAACCGGGCCUUCCGCGAGCAAGCGCGGAACCCAUGCAACGUGCUUCUCUCGGAGCUGGUCUUAUGCCACAAGAUCGACUAUCUGCGACUGGACGAGGACUACCGCAAGAAGAUCUACCGCGUGCUCCACUCGUACGCCGAGGAGGUCGAGUACACGCAUCGCCGCACCUGGCGGAUCCAGACCAAGGGCAUGCGGGAUGCCGAGAAGUGCAGCUUCCGGCUUCGGCUGGACCCCAUCAUCUUCCGUCUCGACAAGCGGCUCUACGACGCAAUGGAGAGCCAAAAAUUCCACAACAUGGAGCUCUACCUCUCGGUGCUCUCGGAGUAUAUGGUCAACUGCCCCACUCGCGUCAUGUCUUCUCAGGUGAUCGAAGUGUGCCUCGAGACCCUCCUGCGGCUCAAGAGCGUGGUGACGUCUCGCGGGAUCUCGCCGGACAGGCCCAAGGCGAUACAGACCUUCCAUCGCCUGCUCGUGGUAUUCGACGAGUUGGCCAACCAGAACAAGCACGCCGACACCAACGACCUGUUAUUCGACCUCUUGUUCGAAGCUUGCUCCGAGACGUUCGCCUUCAUCCGGCGAUAUGCCAUCGAGAUCAUGCUGAACAAGAAGCUGGAGGCCAAGAUUACCAACGAUCGCAACGGCGGCCAGGCCCUGCUGGACGAAUACCGCGUCCGCGUCGUCAAGCACUACAGCACCUGUUAUGACAUGAUCUACGCCAAAUUCGAGAACUUGGAGGAGACCCACAUGCAUUCGCAAGGCUCUCAGGCCGGCGGGGCGGCCGGUCAUUUCGACCGCAUUGUGGACAAGAACAGGGAGGGCAUGAUCCGCAAGAUGGAGUCGCUCGUUCAACCGAGAGGCGGUGGGUUCCUCCUCAAUUUCCUCGAGGCCGGGCCAAUGCACCACAACGCUGCGGUGAAGAUAGAGAUCCUGACCUUCCUCCAGCGGCUCUUCUCGGACAGACAGGCCACCUUCGUCAGACGCAACCGCUACAUCGACACCUACAUACCGUUGCACUACAUCAGCUUCAUCAAGCUCUACAACAGCCCCUCGGUCGACAGCGUCACCCUCACGCUAUGCACGUUGCACCUCCAGAAUCUCCUGUGCUUUGCUCAGCACAAAAACGAGAAGACGAUCCAGAAGUUCUACCAAAUGCGAAUCAUGGAUUUCCUGGUGCGGAAGAUCACGCUCGAGUACGAGAUCAACUUCAACCGCGAGAUGCAGAAGCAGGACCCGAACGCCGCGGCCGGCGGUUACGACAGCGGCAACGACUCCAGCAACAACAGCGAGAACGACGACACCAAGGCUACGGCGGAUAACAACCGCUUCACCACCGCACAAGCCAGGACCACUGUUGCCAGGGGACCGAAGAGGCGGCUUACGAUAGGCUCGCGUACGCUGAGUCAGGGCAAUGGGGUCCAUCCGUUAGCCACGUCCCUCGGCCCGGCCACGCGUCGCCCGUCGAAGCGGCAAAUGAAGAAGAAGGGCAAGGGCAAGGGGGGCGACAACGACGAGGCAAGUACCAGUAAAGCCGACAAGAAGAAGCCGGGAAAGGGCAAGAGCAAGAAGAGGGACGAUGAGAGCGACGGCAACAGUAGGAACAAGGCUGCCGGAUCGCCACGGUCGGGGACCGACCCCUCCUCAUUCCCUACGGCCGCCGCCGCCACGCUGUCGCUCUCGCAGGACCUGUGGCUCGACAGCGGAAGCGUGACGGAGCCGGUCGCCGGCAGCCGCAAGGGCAACGGCGACAGCGAAAGCGAAAGCGACCGUGAUAGCGACAGCAGCGAGGAGGAGAAGGCAGCCAAGCGACCGCCCAAGCUGCUCAUCCCCAUGCGGAGCCUCAAGGGUGGCGCGUUCAUCGACGUGCGGGACAAGAUGAAGGCCAGCAUCGAGGCGGAGCGGGUCGCCAAGCAGACCAAGUCCAGCGAGUCCGAAGAGGAGACGGACGAAGAUGAAGACAGCGAUGAUGACAGCAGCGAGGAGGAGAAGACGGCCAAGCGGCCGCCCAAGCUCCUGCUGCCGGCCGCGAGCCUCAAGGGCGGGGCGUUCAACGACGUGCGGGACAAGAUGAAGGCCAGCGUCGAGGUGGAGAAGAAGAAACAACAGCAAAGUCGAUCGGAAGAGGAUUCCGAAGAGAGUAGCAACGAUGACGACAGCGAUGACGACAGCAGCGAGGAGGAGAAGGCAGCCAAGCGGCCGCCCAAGCUGCUCAUCCCCAUGCGGAGCCUCAAGGGCGGCGCGUUCAUCGACGUGCGGGACAAGAUGAAAGCCAGCAUCGAGUCGGAGAGGACCGCCAAGCAGACCAAGUCCAGCGAGUCCGAAGAGGAGACGGACGAAGAUGAAGAAAGCGACGACGACAGCAGCGAGGAGGAGAAGCAGCCGCCCAGGCUCCUGCUGCCGAUGAGCAGCAUCAAGGGCGGUGUCACGUCCGACGCGGGGGACAAGAUGAAGGCCAGCGUCGAGGUGGAGAAGAAAAAGAAGAAGCUUAGCGAUUCAGAUGAUGAGGAGGAGGAGGAGACGGAUGACAGCGACGACAGCAGCGAAGAAGAGAAGAAGGUGAAGAAGCCCGCGGCGCUGCUGCUGCCCGCCAGCAUUCUCAAGGGCAGCGGAGGGGUGCCGAGCGACAAAGCCAAGUCGAGCGAGAGUGUCAGCGAGAAGCCGAGCGAGAGUGAGAGUGAGAACGACGGCGCAAGCGCGAGCGACAACGAAAGCGACGACAGCUCGUCCGACGACAGCGUUGACAACAAACCGAAGCGGCUGGGGCUGGCGCUCUCACUUCCCUCUGGCAUCUGCAAGGGUGGACUGCCGCCGCCCCCGAAGCAGGGCAGCCACGGCGGCGAAGACGAGGACUCGUCGUCGUCGAGCGACAGCGACGACAGCGAUCGGCGACCGAAGAAGCGACCGCUGGGCCUGUCACUCCCGUCCAACAUCCUCAAGAGCGGCGUGCCCAUCGCCGCCAAGUCGCCGCGGGACCAGGAAGCCAACGGCUCCACCAGCGACCCGACGAAGAACGAAGACGUGGAGCCGGCCGUUGCGGCAACAGGGGCCACCGAGACAAGCGCGGAGCCAGAAGCCGCCGAGGAGAAGAAACCGGAAAACUUGAGCAUUGGAGAUCACCGCGACUAUGCGCCGCCGCACCACGAAGACCUCCCUUCGCUCAGGUUGUCCGAGUUGUCGAACGGCAAGGGCAGCAACGACAUCAAGUCGGUGAGCAACAGCCUCUUCAUGAUGGCCCCGCCCUCGCCGUCUAUGGCCUCAACGGCCGCGGCGUCGGUGGCCUUAGGCUCGGGCGGUUCGACCUCCUCGAUUCCGGCGGCCUCUGCCGCGGCGUCGGCCACCGCUGCAGCCGCCAUCGCCUCUGUCAGCUCGGCGCGCAACCCGCACUCGGACAAGAUGAAGACGGCCCUCUCCAUGCGACUCCUCACCGGCGCCGCCAACCGGCUGGGCUUCGACCCCAUGCGCAGCAAGGGCGGGUCGUGCAUCGCCAUCGGCAGCAACGGUUCCAAGCGACCAGUGUCCAUGUCUCUGCAGAAGCUCCCGCAGCACUUCUUCGACCAGAAAGAAGAGAGGCACGUGACGAACCCCUUGCCUAAGGACCAUAAAUGUGCUGACUGUAUCGUGUCCGUCGCGAGCGAAUCGAGUGAUAGCAGCGAGGAGGAGGACGUGCCAGCGCGCAAGCAGUCCUUCGUGCCCGCGCUCAACCUCACGGAUGUAAAGAAGAAGGGUGAUAACGAAGCCGGCGGCGGCAAAGAGAAAAAGGGCCUACUGGGCGCGCUGCUCAUGAAAACGAGUGGCAGCAAGCUGGGUGUGCGCAUGGGCAUGGGGCGAGGCUCGCCCCGCCAUUCGGGAAUCGCCUCCCACGCCGACAACACCGUCGCCGCCUCCAGCAAGCCGCCGGCGGAUGAGGCCAGCAACGGCAACGAAACCGCCGCAAAAAAGCAGGCGGAGGACCUGGCGUUUUCGGACGAGAGCUUGGGCUACUACGAGGUGGACCAGGCGUUCGGGUUCCUGUCGAACCUGGAGCGGCAGAUGAAUCCGGACGACCCCAAGCUGCAGCUCCUACUCGGCAACCCUUACUCAUCGCACGAGGAAGACGAUAAGAAUCAACGCCAGAACACAUUGUCGCCCGAUGAUAUUAUCAUGGAGCGGCGUUUGUACGAGCGAGAGCGGGAGGACCGCAAGAUCUACCGCUCCAAGGACCUCCAGAUGUCCAUUCUGCAGCUCAUCUUUUCCUUGAUGCUCGCUCCCAAGUAUGUCCGCCUCACCAAUACGUUGGAGCCGCUUUACAACGAUCAGUUCCCGGUGAACAACAAGAAGCUCAACAUCCCGUUCUACCUCACGCUGCAUCUCAAUCACGAGGUCAACGCCGGCAUCAUCCCCGAGCUGGUGGAGCGCACCCUGAAGAUGGGCGCCUCCAACUAUCGCUUGCUCAAGCUCCUAUGCCGUCGCCUCUUCGACGCCAGCACCUACAAGAACCUCAUCCGUAUCGGCAGCGGCGCCUACGGCCAGGUCUACCGCGCCUCCCUCGAGAGCGAGAAGAUGGAGGUGGCGGUGAAGCGGAUGACGGUUCCCAAGUCGAUGCAUGAUCGGUGCGUGCUGCACGAUAUCUUCACCGAGAUCAUGGUGAUGGACAAGUUCAAGAACGACCCCAAGAUCGUGCACCUGUACGACUACGGCGUGGACGAGGAGAACUUCUGGAUCAUCAUGCGCCUCUACAAGGAUUCGCUCAAGGGCUGGCUCAAGCGGCAGCGUACGCCCUGGUUCGAGAAUCUGCCUCUCUACCUCAACAUAUACGAGAAGGUCCUGGAAACCAUGCUCUUCCUCACCCAGAACCAUGUCAAUCACUAUGACCUUAAGUGCGACAACUUUCUGUGUCACCCGCUCAACCCCGACACGACGGACGAGGAUUUCUACGACCAGCCCUCCGACGUGCCCAACUUCUUCAUCGUCCUUGCCGUUCACACGCUCCACAUUGCUCGCAUUCCACAAGCAGAACAGGUCCUGACCGUAGACGGUCACCCUCCCUCGUCUUUCAAAUCAGAUUUUGGCGAGGCCAAGUACUACACCUCUGAGGAAGAGGGCUUCACCACACGCAACCGGGGUACCGAGUUCAUCAAGUCGCCGGAGAUGCUGGUGGUGGCCAACGCCCUGCAGAAGCAGAAGGACUCCUACGACCGACGCAAGAAGGUGGGGGCCAACAGCGCGUCGGACAUCUGGUCGCUGGGCUGCCUGCUCUUCGAAUUGAUCACAGGCCAAUUCUUGUUCUACGACAACGAUUGGGUGCGAUUCUUCAUUCGAGUCACGUCGCCCGGUCAGGAGCUUAUCAACGCCGAGAAGAAGGCCAUGAUCAACAACAACUCGGUGCUGCUGGAUCUGCUGGAGUUCAUCUUGUUCCGCAACCCCAACAUGCGUCCCACCAUCAACGACGUCAUCAAUCGCUUCCAGAUGGUCAAGAACGUGCUCGUGUCUGGCGUUAAGAAGACCCACGCCACUGCGCUGAUGGAGAGGAUGGACAUGAAGGGCAGGCGGAGCAAGACCUUCGUGAAGCAGCUCUACGAUUCGCUUUCCGAUCACAACAACGAUGGGUCGCCAGCGACCUCGCCCCACAGCAUCCCGCGCGCCAACAAGACCGUGGAGAAGGUCGAGGACCAACACAAGCCUGUACAGAACAUCCUCUCUCCGGAGGAGACGGCCUACUUCGUGGAGCACGCGAGCAAGAUCACGGAGAACAUUUACAUAGGGACGAGCAGCGCGGUGCAACGCACCUAUCUCAAGUGCCAGCUGGGGAUCAGUCACGUGGUCAACUGCACGAUAACGCCCAACCCGAUGCUGCGGGACCACUUCGAGGUGCUCCACGCCAAGAUGCAGGACGAGCCCUACCAGGACAUCGUGCCCCAGAUCCUGCGCGUGGUGGGCUUCAUCCGCCGCGCGGUGAUCCGCAAGGGCAAGGUCCUGGUCUACUCGGACCGGGGCGUGUCGCGCUCGGCGGCCAUGGUGCUGGCCUUCCUGAUGGACACCCGCGACAUCAGCUACUUCGAGGCCUGCAUCCUGGUCAAGGAGCGACGCUACGUCAUCCAGCCCAACCGCGGGUUCGUGCGGCAGCUGGCCCGAUGGGGCGAAAACCGCAAGGCCCUCCGCAAUCUCACCAAGAUGGGCAAGCAGCAGUUCCAAUGUCUGUGCGGCUCGUCGAUCAUCGCCCUGCUCUCCGAUGCGGAAGAGAGCGGCGACGGCACGUCGGGCGAUGCCAGCCUCCCGACGAAGGAGACGAGCAAGUGCCCCAACGCCAAGCACGAGUACCGGGCCGGGAAGAUCAACUGGGGCUUCACCACCAUGGCCAACGUGCUGGGCGACUUUGACCACACCACCGCCGAGUACGUCCCGCGCCUCCUGCGCCACAGCAAGUCCAACACCAUCAACGUCAACGGCAGCGGCAACAACGCCAUCAACAAGAGCGCAAAGUGGCGGCUCUACAAGUGUCGCACAUGCGGCUUCCUCACCCACGCCGUGCGAUCUAUGGACGCGGGCGCCGGCCCGAGCGGAUCCCUGUCCGCCUCACAAUCGGGAGUGACGUCGUCGCCCGCCGGCCCGUCUUCGUCGCGGCCCGAUGCCCAGGUGGCCAUCGUCAUGAACCUGCCCGUGAACAGCUUCACGACCGACUACACCGGCUCCGGCCUUGGUCGCGCCGCCGCUCACUUCUGCUGA
Messenger RNA from Acanthamoeba castellanii str. Neff, 8280 nucleotides. RefSeq names its product dual specificity phosphatase, catalytic domain containing protein. The transcript is spliced from 39 exons. Bases 1 to 8280 code for a protein of 2759 amino acids. Gene Ontology annotation, molecular function: protein tyrosine/serine/threonine phosphatase activity; protein kinase activity; ATP binding. Gene Ontology annotation, biological process: protein dephosphorylation; protein phosphorylation. The record is from RefSeq and is a predicted model, not a curated record. Lineage: Eukaryota; Discosea; Longamoebia; Acanthamoebidae.